GAUCUCACUUUCAUGACAAAGCGAUUGUUGCCCCGUUCGCCUUCCAAGCGUGGCGAGGCAGCGUUAUAAAAGGCAGCGCCCGCCAUGCCCGAGAACCACAACCACAACCACCGCCAUCGACAAGCAAGCUGCUCCGCGUCUUUCCUCCAACAUGGGCAGAAUCGUCUUCUACGAGGACAAGAACUUCCAGGGUCGUCGCUACGAGUGUGACAGCGACUGCUCCGACUUCCACACCUACCUGAGUCGCUGCAACUCCAUCCGGGUGGAGAGCGGUGCCUGGGUGGUGUACGAGCGGCCCAACUACCUGGGCUACCAGUACGUGCUGACCAGGGGAGAAUACCCGGAGUAUCAGCGCUGGAUGGGACUCAACGACCGCCUCAGCUCCUGCAAGAUGGUCCACUUUACCAGCGGGACCAUCUACAAGAUGCAGCUUUACGAGAAGGCUGACUUUGGCGGCAAAGCCUUCGAGGCCACGGAGGACUGUCCCUCACUCCUGGAGAAAUUCCGCUGGAGGGAAGUGAACUCGUGCAAAGUCUUCGAUGGCUGGUGGGUCUUUUAUGAGCAUCCCAACUACCGCGGCCGCCAAUACUUCCUGGAGAAGGGCGAGUACCGCAAGCCGGGCGAUUGGGGCGCGGCCAGCGCUGCAGUCCAGUCCUUUAGGCGCUUCACCGAAUAAAUCCACCCUUAGGGGCUAUGAUCUAUGACAGGAAAUGACAAGUCUUAGGAUUCUGAACUGAGGUCAGCAAAAUAAAAGCCUGUUCAAAAUGCAAA
Molecule: messenger RNA, 771 nt
Organism: Nerophis lumbriciformis (worm pipefish)
Lineage: Eukaryota; Metazoa; Chordata; Actinopteri; Syngnathiformes; Syngnathidae
Gene: crygs2
Product: crystallin, gamma S2
Biological process (GO): lens development in camera-type eye; visual perception
Molecular function (GO): structural constituent of eye lens
Source: RefSeq, a predicted model, not a curated record